AUGGCUCUCGGUAAACUAAAGAAUAUGUCUCCCUUAAUAAACAGCUCCCAUAGCUCUAUUAAUGGUACCUCCAAUGGUGCGAAUGCGAAACCAAAUGGGGCAGAUACAGACGAUAUUGAUGAGAAUGAUGAAUCCGGUCAGAGCAUUCUAUUUAAUAUUAUUUCGCAACUAAAGCCCGGGUGUGAUUUAUCAAGAAUUACUCUACCGACCUUUAUCCUGGAAAAGAAAUCAAUGUUGGAGAGGAUCACCAAUCAAUUACAGUUUCCAGAUGUUCUUUUGGAAGCCCAUUCCAACGGAAAUGAGCUGCAAAGAUUUGUCAAGGUGGUCGCAUGGUAUUUGGCUGGAUGGCACAUUGGUCCCAGAGCUGUAAAGAAGCCAUUGAAUCCGAUUCUUGGAGAACACUUCACGGCUUAUUGGGAUCUAGCUAAUAAGCAACAGGCAUUUUAUAUUGCAGAACAAACAAGUCACCAUCCUCCUGAAUCAGCAUACUUUUACAUGAUCCCAGAAUCGAACAUUCGCGUUGAUGGGGUUGUGAUACCAAAAUCAAGAUUUUUAGGAAACUCAAGUGCCGCAAUGAUGGAAGGUCUAACUGUGUUACGGUUCCUUGAUAUCAUGGAUUCUAACGGUAAACCAGAGAAGUAUACCCUGUCCCAACCAAAUGUCUAUGCAAGGGGUAUUUUAUUUGGUAAAAUGAGGAUUGAACUUGGGGAUCAUAUGGUUAUUACAGGUCCUAAUUACCAAGUUGACAUUGAAUUUAAAACAAAGGGUUUUAUUUCCGGUACUUAUGACGCGAUCGAAGGUACAAUUAAGGAUUACAAUGGCAAGGAAUAUUAUCAAAUAAGUGGCAAAUGGAAUGAUGUUAUCUACAUCAAAGACCUAAGAGAAAAAAGUUCAAAAAAGACUGUGCUUUUUGACACUCACCAACAUUCUCCUCAGGGUCCAAAAGUACGUCCGUUGGAGGAACAGGGUGAAUAUGAAUCUAGACGACUAUGGAAGAAAGUUACUGAUGCGCUAGCCGUUCGUAAUCAUGAGGUAGCCACUGAGGAAAAGUUUCAGAUUGAAAAUCACCAAAGAGGGCUGGCUAAGAAAAGAACUGAGGACGGUGUAGAGUUCCAUCCGAAACUCUUUAGAAGAGCAGAACCAGGUGAAGAUUUGGAUUACUACAUUUACAAACACAUUCCUGAGGGAAUGGAUAAGCACGAAGAACAAAUUAGAAGUAUUCUUGAAAUUGCCCCCAUUUUACCAGGACAAGCAUUCACGGAAAAAUUCUCUAUUCCAGCUUACAAAAAGCAUGAAAUUCAAAAUGAAUGA
This is a messenger RNA of Saccharomyces eubayanus, 1311 nucleotides long. RefSeq names its product oxysterol-binding protein related protein OSH7 (gene OSH7). Gene Ontology annotation, molecular function: sterol binding. NCBI's taxonomy places the organism in Eukaryota, Fungi, Ascomycota, Saccharomycetes, Saccharomycetales, Saccharomycetaceae. Bases 1 to 1311 code for a protein of 436 amino acids. The transcript has a single exon. Gene Ontology annotation, cellular component: cytosol; intracellular membrane-bounded organelle; cortical endoplasmic reticulum. The record is from RefSeq and is a predicted model, not a curated record.